UGGCAGUGGGGACAGAAGAGCAGAGCUGAGGAUGGCGGCGCACAGCCCGCCGCUGCUGAUCUGAGAGUCCUGGUGCCCUGGGGCCCCGAACCGCACCCCCCCCGCCCCCCCACCCCCCGAGGAACUUGGGCACCAAGCGGCAGGUGUACUUCCAGAGCGCGAGGAGAUCGAAGAGAUCCGGAGGCUGGGAGCGUGAGGUCCGCCCGCCCGGAGCCGGGCAGCCCAACCCGCUUCCUGGCGUUCUUCCUCCAGGAGGAUGUGGUAGACACCUGCUUGGCCAAAAAGUUUGUCUUCAACGAAAGGUCCAUCUCUGUGUUUCCAUAUUAUAUGUCUUUGGGCAUAGCCUUGCAUGGAAAGAAGACAGCCUGAGACAGUUGCCAGCACCUUCCUGGUGGUCCUGGAUCCUCUCAUAUGAAAGCUCUUGCAGAGAAAGCAUCACCUGAUUGGAAUGACAAAUUUUAAAAGGGGAAAGUGUCACUGUGAGAUAAGAUGGCCCCAGGUCACCUGUAAGGGGCUGGAGGUAACACUCAGGUCUGCAGCCACCUAACUCACUUAAGGAGCAAAAGUCAAUGUCAUCAAGACCUGGAAAGAAGAUGUUUCUAAAACAUUCUCCCGUAUCAUGUCUAAAUGUCAAGUCACCAAAUAAAAUGUGAAGCCAGUGGUAUGAGAGGACAUAAAAAUAGCAUAGAGAAUGAUAGGAUUUUGAUUGAGUCUGGUAUAUUCAAGGAGAUGGUCAUAAUAAUAGGUUGUUUGCAGGAUGCAAAAAGAAUUGUAAGAAAAUUAAAGACAUCAACUAAAACAUUGAAAAGAAAAAACACAAUUUGACAGAGAAUGUGGCGAUUCUUCGGGAAGCUUUUCUAGUCUUCACUUCAGUGUUUUGAAAGAGUCUACACACAUGGAAUUCUCAGAGUGGGAGGUCAUUGAUAACGCUUUCACGAAACAUACCAGACUGCGUGCAGGAGACUGUAAAGCGAAGAAUGAAGUCCCUGAGCAAUGAAAAGGGCCGCUCCAAGAGCCAUUCCCAGUCCUUCUGGAGUUUUCUGUUUGUUACAGAAAGCAGAGUGUGGAAAAUUCUCUAAGACUAUUUUAAGCAGAGAAAAUUCUUAUCCUUUUUGAGCUAGACCAGGCUUGCAAAUACCCUUCAUUUCAUGGGUUUCCUCUGAUCAAAUCAUGGUUGUUGACUAGAGCUCUGUGUUGAGAAAGAUCCUGAGACUGUAUCUGGGUUGAUUGAGAAAGAGUGCUGAUACCAAUUAUAUUGUCUGUCAGAGAUGCAGGGGGCAGCAGUGGAAGGGUGACACAGGCCAUGUUUUUACCAUUCAUAAGUGUGAGAACGUUGUCAGGUAGAUGGACUCCUCUUCCUUGACUCUGUGAAGAGCAGAUUAAAGUACUGUGUCCUUUAUUAGCUAGUAGUUUGGCUCUGAGCAAGUGGCUUCAUCCCUUUGCACACUGGUUUCCUUGUCAGGAGAAUGAAGUUUCUGAACUGGAUGAUCUGUGAUGACCCUUCAAAUUCUAAAAUUCUGUGACUGAUGAAUACUCAAACCACCAGUGCAUUCUUGUGGAGGACUGAGGGGUGUGUCUUAGUUUGGGUUCCCCGAGAAGAGGACUGAAACAGGAUUCAAGUGCAAGUGAUUCAGUAGGAAAGUAAAGGACACUGAUAGGUCAGGAGACCAAGGCAACAGGAAAGAUCACCUUUCAAACAUAAAUGUUAUAGCCUCAACCCAAACCAAAGAAGGUCUGAACCUUGUGUUGAUACGUGGGGAUGUUUUAUGUCUCACGGCUGAUGUCAUUGUCAACACUGUUCCCACUGAUCUUCAGCUUGGAAGAGGACCACUAUCUCAGGCUCUUUUGAUGAAAGCUGGUCCAAUGCUCCAGAAAGAGUUAAAUGCCACCAAGCAGGGAGCAGAGGAGGAAGUGGGUAGCAUACUCAUGACAAGUGGCUGCGAUCUGGACUGCAAAGCUGUGCUCCAUGUCGUGGCUCCAGGCUGGGAUAAUGGAGCAAGAUCUUUGCAGAUCAUGACAAAUAUAAUCAAGAAAUGUUUGAUGAAUGUAGAGCAGCUUUCUUUCUCAUCAAUCACAUUUCCCAUGCUUGGAACCGGAAACUUGAGGUUUCCCAAAGCUAUUUUUGCUGAACUAAUGCUUUCAGAAGUGUUCAAAUUUAGUAGCAGUGAGUGGCUGAAAACCUUACAGGAAGUUCAACUUCUGGUACAUCCAGAUGAUGAGGAAAGCCAACAGAUAUUUUUAGAUGAAUUCACUAGACGGUCGAACGGAAAUCUCAACAAGGAUGGGAUUCUCAAGGCUGGAGAUAUGCAAGAUAUCUUCGGGGCUGUCUCUAACCCUGAGUUUGGAACAUAUGAAAUGAAAAUUGGUGCGAUUACUUUCCAGAUUGCUUCUGGAGAUAUCACCAAGGAAAAAACAGAUGUUCUUGUAAACUCGACAGCAAGGACAUUUAAUCUGAAAUCAGGAGUGUCAAAAGCAAUUUUAGAAGGUGCUGGCCCAGCUGUGGAAAAUGAAUGUGCUGUACUAGCUACACAGCCUCACAGAGAUUUUAUAGUUACACAAGGUGGAUUCCUAAUGUGCAAGAUAAUAAUGCAUGUUCUUGGGGAAAAUGAUGUCAGGAAAACGGUCUCCAGUGUUCUGGAAGAGUGUGAACAGAGGAAGUACACAUCUGUUUCCCUUCCAGCCAUCGGAACAGGAAAUGGUGGAAAAAACCCUGUCAUGGUUGCUGAUGAUAUAAUCAGUGCAGUUGCAGACUUCGCAUGGAAACAUUCCACUCCAUCAUUGAAAACAGUUAAAGUUGUCAUCUUUCUAACUGAUCUGCUAAAGGUAUUCCACGACAGCAUGAAAAAAAGAGCAGUCUCCACAUCCAUAUUCUCCAAGACUGCAUAUAAUAUUCCUGAACAAUGGACUGACAUGAAUCAGCAGCCAUACUGUGUGGUCAAGCUACAACCCGGACAGUCAGAAUAUGACACCGUGAAGGACAAGUUCUGUGAGACUUGUCUUUCCCACGAAAUAGAGAAGAUUGAGAGGAUACAGAAUGUAUUUCUCUGGGAGAGCUACCAGGUAAAGAAAAACCACAUGGACACCAAGAAUGGCCAUACCAAUAACGAGAGACAACUCUUCCACGGCACAGAUGCAGACACAGUGCCGUACAUCAAUCAGCACGGCUUUAAUCGCAGUUAUGCUGGGAAGAACGCUACAGUCUUUGGAAAAGGAACGUAUUUCGCUGUUGAUGCCAGUUAUUCUGCUAACGAUGCAUACUCCAGAGCAGACAGCAGUGGGAGAAAGCAUAUUUACGUUGUGCGAGUACUUACAGGAGUCUACACAGUUGGACACGCAGCAAUAAAAAGCCCUCCACCAAAGAACCCUGACAACCCUACGGAUCUGUUUGACUCUGUCACAGAUGAUACACGGCAUCCAAAGCUAUUUGUGGUAUUCUCUGAUCAUCAAGCUUACCCAGAAUAUCUCAUAACUUUCAGAAAAAAAAAUGUUUCUUAAAAAACAAAGAGAUGAUUUAGUCGUCGAUUUAUAAGAAGAAUUUAUAGAUAAAUCAUAAUUCUUAAAAAGUAAAAUAAUUUUUCUAAAAGAAUUUUUUUGAAAAAAGAACAUAGAUUUUUUUGUCAUUGCCUUUAACUUGUUUACAUAAAUAAAAAUCUCCUUGUUAAGUGCUGAAAUACUUAGAAGAGCCUUUUUAAAAUGCUCUGUUGCUAUUUGUAGCAUACUUCUCCUCUGAGCCUAUUGAUGGGUGGAGGUUGACAAACGUAAAGAACACAAUUAGAGCUACAGUUAUCCACAGACACCCAGUCUACAGAAGAACAAAGAGCACAUUGCUUUUUUCUAUUGAAAAAGAAAUUAGAUGGGUCAUUUUAAAGCCAAGAUAUUAUUGUUAAUUGGAACAUACUGGAACAUAUUAAGACAUCAAACUGUGUUGAGUUAACCAUAUUUCUGAGAGAAUAGGUUACUAUGUGCAUCUGUAACAGCUUGGAAUUUUGCCUUCUUAAGAAACACUUAUUAGUAACAGCUCAGCUAGAAUGGACUGAAUCAAAGGAUAGUACCUCAAAUCUGUUGUGGAACAAAUCAGGUAAAAACGUGUUGUAUUGGGGCUGGCCCCAUGGCUUAGUGGUUGAGUUCAGCGCAUUCCACUUUGGCAGCCUGGGUUGGUGGGUUCGGAUCCCAGGUGUGGACCUACACCACUCAUCAGCCAUGCGGUGGUGGCG
This is a messenger RNA of Equus caballus (horse), 4214 nucleotides long. The record is from RefSeq and is a predicted model, not a curated record. Lineage: Eukaryota; Metazoa; Chordata; Mammalia; Perissodactyla; Equidae.